Molecule: messenger RNA, 2467 nt
Organism: Xyrauchen texanus (razorback sucker)
Lineage: Eukaryota; Metazoa; Chordata; Actinopteri; Cypriniformes; Catostomidae
Product: hippocalcin-like protein 1
Exons: 4
Coding region: 367-948 (193 amino acids)
Molecular function (GO): calcium ion binding
Source: RefSeq, a predicted model, not a curated record
AUUGCGCCUGUAAGAUGUUAUGGAGUCUGAAUAUUCUACAGUUUAUUUCUUUUCUAAUUUCCUUAAGUUAAAUCAACAAUCCUCAUCUUAGAAAUCAAGAUCCACCAGUAGCAUACGUUUAAACACACAUCUUUAAACUUUAUAUAAUUUUGUUUCGUGAAUACAAGCUUCUAGUUUUUCCAUACAGCGAGAAUGUUGAAAGUUUUGUGAGGACACUCCUUCAGGACCUGACGCACCAAGCCUACAGCCGUAAAGCUGAGGGACAUAUAAACUCUUUCGGUUUCUUAAAGGGGGCUAGUAGAAAAACGCAGAAACUUCAGUGGAGAGGAGCAAGGGUCUGAGAUUAUUGUGUGAGAGAGUUUCAUCAUGGGAAAACAGAACAGCAAGUUGCGCCCAGAGGUCCUGAAUGACCUGCGAGAGAACACAGAGUUCACAGACCAUGAGCUGCAGGAGUGGUACCGUGGUUUCCUUAAGGACUGCCCUUCCGGCCACUUAACGGUUGAGGAAUUCAAGAAGAUCUAUGCCAAUUUCUUUCCAUAUGGGGAUGCAACAAAGUUCGCAGAGCAUGUCUUUCGAACCUUUGACACCAACGGUGAUGCCACCAUUGACUUCCGGGAGUUCAUAAUUGCACUGAGUGUGACCUCACGUGGAGGCCUGGAACAGAAGCUCCGUUGGGCCUUUAGCAUGUAUGAUUUGGACAGCAAUGGAUACAUCAGCAGAGCUGAAAUGCUGGAGAUUGUACAGGCAAUUUAUAAAAUGGUGUCAUCUGUGAUGAAGAUGCCCGAGGAUGAGUCAACUCCAGAGAAACGCACAGACAAGAUAUUCCGACUGAUGGACACGGACAAUGAUGGCAGACUUUCUCUUGAGGAAUUCAUCAAAGGUGCCAAGAGCGACCCCUCUAUUGUCAGACUAUUACAGUCUGACCAAAGCACGUCUCGACAGUUAUAAAUACAAAUGUGAAAAGCAGCUGACAGGCAACCACAAAAAUGCACACUAAAAAGACAGAAAUAUUAGAAGGUUUGUUGCUUGAAUCUGAAUUCAAACCGUAUUUGACAUAUUUACAGUAAUGGAAUUCAUUUGAAAAUUAGAGGAGAAAAAGCACUGCCUUCAAAAAAAUGGCUGUUGGGCCAUUUGGGUGAAAACAUUGUGUUAGUAAACAUAUUUAAUUCUAGAUCUAAAAAUAGUCAAAAUUGUGUUGAAAUACCCUUAACAUAAAAGUAGGCUACUGCUCAUUAUAGUACAAUCAUUAGAUUAUUUUGUCAGAUGUUGAUUAUGGGUAUAUACACUACAGGUGGUCUGGAUGCAUUUGAAGCAGCACUGACUGAAAGUGCGGACCUAAAAAUCAUGUAGAUGUUGGACCAUCAAAAUGCCUAGUGCUUUAUUUUUUUUUUAAAUGUAUUGCCUUGUUAGGUAUGUUUCAGAAUAUACUGAAAAUCUCUUUAAGCUGCUUUGAUUUACAUGUAUUUUUGUGCUCAAAUACAGCUUUUAGAUUUAAUUAGUCAAAAGAAAAAUACCAGAGCAUGUUUGGCCGUUUUUGUUAUCAGGAGUUGAUUCAAAAUUAUUUAAAAUAUAAUACGGAUUGGCAAACUAUUUUGAAGUGCAAUAUAAUCGGAGCACAUGAGAAUAAUUUGCUGCAUUGUAACAUCCGAUUUAAAACCCAGUUGGCUUUAAUUCUAAAGUUUAUGAUUACAAGGACAAAACGCAAGAGGACAGUCCUAAAUCCUUUUUUUUUUUAAUCACCAUACUGCCCUCAAGGUAAAAACCAGCAGGCUUUAGGCUGAUACAGUGGUUAACAAAUUAAUAUUUCAACAAUGUUGUCCAUUUGAAUAUAUGGAGAAGAUAGAAUAGCAGACAGGUGGUUAGUUUCUCCAUGUCCUUUCUCUAUUCCAAUGUCAAUAAAAACAGAAUAGAUGCUUUUGGAUAUUUAGUUGCACAGAAUGUAAUGUUGAAUUUUCUCCAAGUUCUGUGUUAGUGCAGAGAAUGAACCUCCUUACUAUAAACAUUAUCGCUUAUUAGAUCAUGCUCUAAAUUUUCACCGUUGCAUGAAGUACAGUAUUUUUGUGCUUUAAAAAGCUCUACGUAAAAUGCUUUGUUUUAAGAGUUUAAAUGAAAUGCCAAACCUAAUAUUUGUACUGGAUAUAUUAGAUUUAAGAGUCAUUUUUUAUUUUAUAUAAUCGUAAUUGUGCUAUAAGCAAUGAGGUUUCAACUAGAACAAUAAUUCUGUCUUUACUGUAGCUGGGAAUGGGAUGUCCAGCCAUAUUGUGGUAAAGCCAAAGCAUCAUUGCGAAUCAUAAUGUUGCAUCUUAACUGAGCAGUGUACUUGUCUGCAUGAAUUAUCAAUAACCCACUGAUUCAUAGGCCAUUUAAGUCACUAGUGUCCACUUGAAAAUGUGUGGAUAUUUGUAAGAACUGCUCGAUAAUGUGGAUAAGAUAGUCUUAAACUGUCACAGGGAUGUAAUAAAAUCUA